This is a messenger RNA of Lasiodiplodia theobromae, 2136 nucleotides long. RefSeq lists its product as uncharacterized. The transcript has 2 exons. Lineage: Eukaryota; Fungi; Ascomycota; Dothideomycetes; Botryosphaeriales; Botryosphaeriaceae. The coding region runs from base 1 to 2136 and encodes 711 amino acids. The record is from RefSeq and is a predicted model, not a curated record.
AUGUACACCUCAUGUGCAGCCGCCGCCGCCGCGGCUCCCGAGCUUCCAGCUGCCCCCAGCUCUUCCUUGCGCCCUCUGCCCUGUCGCGCGAACAUCACGCUCCCCGUCCGCGGCGUCGUCGUCGACCGCGCCGAACUCUCGCGCUGGAAUGCCGCCGGCUACUCUGUGACGUGGGCAAUGCCGACUGGCACUCCCAUGGUCGACGUUCCAGAGAUGAACCACCACGUCUUCGGCCACACGCUGCCGCCAAUCGCCGCUCCUUAUUGGCCUCUCCCUCCUCCUCCGCCUCCGCCGGCGCCGUUCUUCGUCCCAAACGCUUACGGUUUCGCUUACCCUCCCUUUCCCCAGCCGGUACCGGCUGCUCCUCCUCCGCCUGCGCCGCCGCCGGCGCCGCCUCCACAUCCGGCACAUUCAAGCCUGCAUUCUCCACUUCCGCCGCCGCCGCCUUCUCCACCAUCGGACCUCCAGGCGCAGGUGCCUGUUCUGGACUGUUCGUCGCCCUACUUCGGCAUUCGUAGCGGCGCAACCCCAUCUCCGACGCUCUCGGCCAUCGAUACCGAUUGGGAUGCCUGUGAGAUCGAGCUGAAGAGUAUCGUGUCGGGAAGCGAUACCAAGUUGGAGGAUAUCGAUAUCGAUGCCCACGGCACCAUUGACACCCUUGCCGACGAAGCGUUCGACGAAGAACAAGUCGAAUCACAAGAAAAGAUAGACGGUUACGAAGAGCAGCUGAGCGUGUACGAUGAUGAUUACUUCGUACCGCCAACGCCGCCGGAGCGGACGUGGUCGGCUGGACCACCGGCGCGUGAGGUGCCUCAGACCCGCCGCCGCUGGUCUGCACCAAGGCUUCCCGCGUUUACGAUGGUUGGUAUCGUUGUUGUCGACGAUCAUAACGAUGUCGUGGAAAAAGCUGUUGAUCAUAUUGAUAUGGAACUUCCGUCAAAGCUGCCGCUGACAGCUGGAUCAACUUUGGAAAAAGAUUUGGAUAAGACUCAGGAUAUUGCUUACAAUGGUUAUUACGAGGUCCUGGCGGUUGAUGGUCUGGAAAAGGCAGAAGCUGAACCAGAGGUGCAGAAGGAUUCUCAGCCCGCGAUGGGUGAAGAUGACGACGAAGAGACAGAAGAGGAACCGCAGAAGGAAGAAACCCUUAAGCUCACGAACACCACUGAGGAUAAGAAGAGUAUGAGAAAGAAGAAGAAGAAGACUGGAGAGCCUGAAGAGUCCAUGUUGGGGAACAAGAGCGGCUAUUCUCAUACAUGGUCUUCCCUUCCCACAGAUUCACGGACAUUCGCACUAGCACGCGCGCCGGACGUCUUCAAGCAACCAGAAGAGACACAUCCGCUGUCGCCUUGCGAUAGUUCUGGGUGCGUAAGUGAUGACGACAGUAGUUAUUCAGGCCUGGAAGUUCAUGUCACCGGCAACGGCUUGAGAAAGCUCAACGACAGCGGUAUGCCUGAGGAGUUCAAGCUCAAGAAGUUGGAUAAGCGCAUUACAGCAGCCAAAGUGCAUAACAAAUCCUUGGAACUUCAGCUGCAGAGGAAGAAAGAAAAUUCUGCGCAAAUGACGCAGAAGUUGGAUGAGAUGAUGCUGGCUCGAGCGAACGCUGCGAGGGCCAAGGAGCAAGAGAAGGCCAGCAAGCAGGAGACCAGCGAUAAGCUUAGCAGAAGCCAAAAGAGGGCAUUGAAGAGGCAGGAGAAGAAAGCCGAAAAGAAGGCCGAAGAUGGGCGCGAGGGAUUGUCGAAGGUCGCAUCGAAUAGCACGCUUACGCGGGAAGAACCGAAGCAGAAGAAGCACGAAGCCGCUGAAUCUUCCCGGCCCUCCCAGCCUGCUCAGCCUGCUCAGCGUGUUGGUGGAAUGAGGAUGAGCACCAGACGUUCUCGCCCCAAGUCUAAGCCACAGAAGCAUGUCGACGCGUUGGAACGUGCGGAUAGCAUGGAGCCACGCAACAAAACAGAGCGCGAACUCGCACAUGGGCUGAUUGCUGCUGGUAUCAGGAACAUCUCAGCUGAGGACCGUCUGCCGUCGGCAAGUUCGAGCGCUUUGGAGCGCGAUUCGGAUAAGAAAGAAAUGGUCCGAGAUACCGACGACGAAGCGGAUUCAGUUGGCACAUGCGAUACAGAGACGGGGAGCGAUGGUUGA